Talaromyces proteolyticus is the source of this 2780-nucleotide messenger RNA. Its product is annotated as putative alpha-1,2-mannosidase. The record is from RefSeq and is a predicted model, not a curated record. Gene Ontology annotation, molecular function: peptide-N4-(N-acetyl-beta-glucosaminyl)asparagine amidase activity; carbohydrate binding. The coding region runs from base 368 to 2719 and encodes 783 amino acids. NCBI's taxonomy places the organism in Eukaryota, Fungi, Ascomycota, Eurotiomycetes, Eurotiales, Trichocomaceae. Gene Ontology annotation, biological process: carbohydrate metabolic process; glycoprotein catabolic process; protein deglycosylation. The transcript has 4 exons. Gene Ontology annotation, cellular component: nucleus; cytosol.
UUUAUUCGCAGGUACUUUAUUCAAACAUAGCAUACGGAGCUUCUAAUCCCAGCUUCUAAUAAGUCUUGAUAUUACAACUCUCUUAUGUCAACGCAUGGAUGAUAUAAAAAUUUGAAGACAAACGAAACAAACAAAACACACAGGGGGAGCUUAUCUCCGAGUUGGCCAAUAUACGCGUGUUUCUCGGCCCCUCCUUCCCAAAAGAGAAAACAUUGUUGUCCAUCUCUUCUCCGCACUCCACGAUGUCACCUUGGCAUGAUGGCAUUCCAACAGUUCAUUCUUGUCGUUGCAUUCUCGUUAUGUCUUCUUCCUGGCUUUCACUACGCUCUGUUAACUCGCAGCCGAGUAGAGUAGCACCAGCUUCAUUAUGCCGACAAUCAGAAGCUGGGCCCUCGCCCUGUUCGCAGCUCGUCAUGUCGUCGCAGACUUCGAUCCCUUGAGUCUCGUGGAUCCUCUUAUCGGCUCAGACAAUGGCGGCAACGUCUUUGCAGGGGCCAGUUUGCCGUAUGGAAUGGCAAAGGCUGUCGCAGAUGUCAAUGGCCAGAAUACUGGAGGUUUCGCGACAGAUGGCAGCGGUGUCACUGGAUUUUCGGCCAUGCAUGAUUCUGGCACUGGAGGGAAUCCCUCGCUUGGCAAUUUCCCUAUACUUCCUCAGCUUUGUCCCGACGAUGUCAUUGACAAUUGUAAAUUCCUCAUUACCGACCGCGCCGUGAACUACACGAACGCAUCUGUUGUUGCGACGCCCGGGUAUUUUGGCGUGUCACUGACAAAUGGCAUUGAUGCGGAAAUGACAGCAACUGAGCACGCAGCUCUAUACAAGUUCAAGUUCCCGACGGGAGAUAAUGGCACUGGAUCCAAACCAUUCGUGCUCCUGGAUCUGACUGAUCUAUGGCAGAGUCGACAGAAUGCUUCGGUGAGCGUGGAUGCAACCACGGGCCAAAUCCGUGCCAACGGUACGUUUCUGCCAAGCUUUGGCGCAGGAUACUAUCAAUCCUUUGUGUGUGUCGACUUUGCGGGUAGUCCAGUCAAUGACACUGGAAUAUGGGUAAAUAACCGCGCUGGCACGGAAGUCAAAGACCUUUUUGUCACUCGAGGGUUCAACCUGUUUUACAUCCAGGCAGGUGGGUUUGUCACCUUUGAGCCUUCUUCGGAUGGUGUGCUGUAUGCCCGAGUGGGAGUCAGUCUAGUCAGCACCGAGCAGGCCUGUCAAAAUGCGGAGAAAGAGAUUUCUGAACCAAGUAAAGACUUUAAACGGAUCCAGUCCGCUGCGGAAUCAGCAUGGAGGGAAAAGCUAAACCCUGUCUCUGUCAAGGCAGAUGGUGUCAGCACAAGCCUGCAACAGAUGUUUUGGAGUGGAAUUUAUCGUACAAUGAUGUCACCGCAAAAUUACACAGGCGAGAAUCCUCUUUGGAAUAGUACCGAACCAUAUUUUGAUUCUUACUACUGCAUUUGGGAUGCGUUCCGUGCUCAACACCCGCUAUUGACAAUAAUUGACCCAAGUGCGCAGUCUCAGAUGCUACGUAGUCUGCUAGACAUCUACAAGAAUGAAGGUUGGCUACCCGACUGUCGUAUGAGUCUUUGCAAGGGAUGGACGCAAGGCGGAUCCAAUGCCGACAUCCUCUUCGCGGAUGCAUAUGUCAAGAACUUGACUGGGAUUGACUGGAAUUUUGCUUAUGAAGCAAUGGUAAAUGACGCUGAGAACGAACCUCUUGAGUGGUCUUAUGAGGGACGUGGCGGCUUGCAAAGCUGGAAAACAUUGAAUUACAUCCCUUAUCUAGAUUUUGAUUAUCUAGGUUUCGGAACCAAUUCUCGAUCCAUCUCUCGCACGCUCGAAUAUUCCUAUAACGAUUUCGGCCUAGCAACCGUCGCAAAAGGGCUUGGAAAGGACAGCGCAGCCAAGUAUCUUUCGCGCUCAACCAACUGGCAGAAUCUCUUCAAGAAAGACCAGACUUCUUUCAUCAAUGGGACCGACACCGGAUUUAAGGGAUUCUUCCAACCGAAGUAUCUCAAUGGUACUUGGGGUUACCAAGACCCUAUAGCAUGCAGCGCGCUGGCAAACUUUUGCUCGCUGACGAGCAAUCCAUCUGAGACAUUCGAAUCAAGCGUGUGGGAAUAUCAAUUCUUUGUCCCGCACGACAUGAGCAAGGCUAUUGAAUUGCUCGGUGGUGCUGAGGAAUUCAUCUCGCGGCUAGACUUCUUCCACGAAUCUGGACUAGCUGACAUCGGAAACGAACCUGUCUUCCUCACUGUAUACGACUACCACUACGCCGGACGCCCUGGUCUAUCGACCAAACGAGUCCAUUAUUACAUCCCAUCCUCCUUCAACGCCACCGAAGAUGGGCUACCAGGUAACGACGACUCCGGCGCCAUGGGCUCUUUCACUGUAUUCUCCAUGCUAGGCCUAUUCCCGAACCCAGGCCAGAACGUAUAUCUCAUCUCAACCCCAUUCUUCGAGUCCGUUAGCAUCAAGCACCCAGAAACAGGCAAAACAGCAACAAUUCGCGUAUCAAACUUUGAUCCUACGUAUAAGGACAUCUACAUCCAGAAUGCGACUCUGAACGGUCAGCCGUAUACGAAGAGCUGGAUUGGCCAUGAGUUCUUCCUGCAUGGCAUGACCCUGGAAUUGACUGUUGGUGAUAAUGAAACUGCGAGUACUUGGGGAAAGAGCGCGGAUGAUCUGCCGCCAAGUUCGUCGGUGUCAUCGAUGCUUUCCAUGUAAAUAGUACUGUAUCAGUAGUGACUUCCCGGUAGGGAAUACGUUUCUGAAUGAAAAAUUUUCC